This is a messenger RNA of Exophiala aquamarina CBS 119918, 909 nucleotides long. Its product is annotated as ubiquinone biosynthesis methyltransferase. Gene Ontology annotation, biological process: ubiquinone biosynthetic process. Gene Ontology annotation, molecular function: methyltransferase activity. Bases 1 to 909 code for a protein of 302 amino acids. The transcript is spliced from 2 exons. NCBI's taxonomy places the organism in Eukaryota, Fungi, Ascomycota, Eurotiomycetes, Chaetothyriales, Herpotrichiellaceae. The record is from RefSeq and is a predicted model, not a curated record.
AUGUCGCGCCCCAUCUCCCAACGUUUGCCUACACUUUUGAACGUCAACCGAAGGUUCAAUCCAUCGAGAAGGCUGCUUGCCACAACCCAACUGCGCCCACAGCAGCUUCCCGGCGAAGAUGCACGCACGACACACUUUGGGUUCGAGACGGUAGCUGAAGCACAGAAAGAAGCCAAAGUUGGAGCUGUCUUCUCCUCUGUAGCAUCGUCAUAUGACACCAUGAACGACCUCAUGUCUCUCGGAAUCCAUCGACUUUGGAAAGACUACUUUGUCCGCAGCCUCAACCCGGGAAGUCGAAAAAGCGAGACAGGCUGGAAUAUUUUAGACGUGGCCGGUGGGACGGGCGACAUCGCGUUUCGCAUGCUCGACCAUGCAACGAAUAUCAACGGCGACCUGAAGACAAAAGUGACAAUUGCAGACAUUAACGGAGACAUGCUGGCAGAAGGACAGAAAAGAGCUCUCGAAACCCCAUAUGGAAACACCCCCAGAUUAUCUUUCAUGCAAGACAAUGCGGAGUCAAUGCCGACACUCGAAUCGAACUCUUUUGAUCUCUACACUGUCUCAUUUGGGAUAAGAAACUUCACUGACAAGGCAGCCGCUAUACGCGAGGCCUACCGAAUCCUCAAGCCAGGAGGUGUGUUUGCCGUGCUUGAAUUCAGUCAUGUGGACAGUGCUUUGUUCAAUGCUGUGUACAAGAGAUGGAGUUUCGGGGCCAUUCCACUGAUCGGGCAACUGGUAGCAGGCGACCGUGACAGCUAUCAAUACCUCGUCGAGAGCAUUGAACGACAUCCUCCACAAGGAGAAUUUAGAGACAUGAUUCAAGCUGCUGGGUUUAUUACCCCUGGCAUUGGGUACGAAAAUUUGACAGGAGGCAUCGCCAGUAUUCACCGAGGGGUGAAACCAUUGUAG